AUGAUUGGGGAUUGGACUGCUCUUGGACAAAAGCCGACUGAACGCCCGUAUCAAGGAGGAACAACGAAGGCAAAAAGGAAUCGGGUCUCCGUUUUCUUCAACUUCAACAAAAGAAACAGUCGAUCGAUUGCGAGGUCGAGGCUGUCUCCGGCGUUUGCGAGGCCGAAGGGGAAAAAGAUCGAAGCGGCGGGGAAGAGGCGCACGAGGGUAGUGGCGUCGCUCCGGGUGUUUGGUCGAACCGAAGGAAGAGAAGAGGUAAAACCAGCGAGGGUCUCCCUCUUUCCCGUCCGGCUGCCAGGUGCGAGGUCCGGCUUCGCAAGUCGAUGUGGUCUCCGGGGCUUCGUCGCAGAGAAGGAAGAAUAUGAAUGUGAAAGGGGUUUGUUUUCUUGGCUGGUUCGAUCGUCAUCAACACAAGAAGGAGGAGGAAGUAUUGACGAAUGGAGCAGGGGAAGGACGAAAGUGGUGACAAGGGGCUAUGGGGAAACACCCACUUCGGUGGGUUUUGUUCUCGGUGGUUUUAAGGCAGUGAAUGCUAUGAACAGUAGAUGGAAUGGUUUCAAUGGAAGGAUAACAGGAACUUUGCUUGCGGUUUUGUUUAGGAUAAAGCUCGGAAGUAAUCAGUGACUGGUAACUGGUUGUACAAUAACAGGCAUAAGUUGUAUUGUAUAAGGUUUUUUAUUUUUUUUUUAAUUUUUUUUGUGUGUGUAUUUUGUGUAUUAUGUAUUUGUUUCAUUAUGUAAUGUGUGUGUAUUGAUGUAUGUUUUAAUUGGGUAUGUAUUUGUGUUUAUUUGUU
Molecule: messenger RNA, 793 nt
Organism: Lactuca saligna
Lineage: Eukaryota; Viridiplantae; Streptophyta; Magnoliopsida; Asterales; Asteraceae
Source: the annotation of a GenBank genome assembly